Molecule: messenger RNA, 1174 nt
Organism: Nelumbo nucifera (sacred lotus)
Lineage: Eukaryota; Viridiplantae; Streptophyta; Magnoliopsida; Proteales; Nelumbonaceae
Source: RefSeq, a predicted model, not a curated record
GAAUUCCAAAUAACGCACGCAUGCUGACAGUGUCUUUAGUAGAGAGAAGACAAGAGGCGAGUCUAGGGUUUCGUAUUCUAACCACGAUUGGACACCUCACCCACUUUUUGAACCGAAGGGUAUUAUCCACCUUGGGAUUAGAAUAUGACCGUUGGAGGCGCUCCACUCCCCACUUAAAUAGACGCCCCCCUGUUCAUCACCCCUUGCACACAGAUCAACCCAAACCAGAAAGCAGACUAGAAGAAAGACAAGUUUUAACUCGGUUGAGACACCAAAAGAGGAGACAAAACAACCCAAUUCUUCUUCCGGCUUCAAUGUUUAAGACGAAGUCGCCUUCAGAUUGCAAGCCUCCGCUUGCCGAACCAUCUCGUCCUCGCAGGAUCCUACGCUCUACCGCCUGCUCCGUCCAAACUCCUUUAGCUUCUUUGACGAGAACCCAAGACUCGAACCGCUUGUGGGGUGUGGAGGAUUCGCAGAUCCGACCAGAAUACCAAUCGAUGUCAUGCGAGUUCCGGGCUCUGGCUAAGAUGGUCGAGCAGGAAUUCGGAAAUCGCAAUCUGUACAGUCCUGCUUUUGCUGGUACUGUCGGUGGUUCUCUGUUUGAAAGAGGAAGGUUCUAUGACGAGUACUCCGCCAGAAGGAAUGAGAGGUUGAAGAGGAAGAAAGGUGGUGAGACAGGAGAGGAGAGGGGAACUGUGUGUAAUCUCGGCGUUAAUGUUGAGUCUGGUAAAAGGCGGGACUCGAAGAAACUGGGAAGCCUGAGAAAAUCGGUCCCUGCGAAUUUCUCAACUGGUCAAACAGAAAGCUCGAGAUAUUCUCUGCGCAGUAAGGAGAACAGGAGACCCACUUCCUCAAAAAACUCUGAGAUGUCUGUGGUUGAUGGGGAUAGGAAAGUAGGAGGUCGAAGGGUUCGAAAACUCUGAACUUUUUAAAGAAAAGUUUCCAUCCAUUUUUUUUCAUGUACUGGGGUAUGGUCCUGUAUUUUGUUCAAGGAAACUUGGUUAUGUUAAUCUUACUGGGUGCCAAAAUUGUUUUAGCAUCAGAUGUUUCUUAAUUCUUAUCUCUCUUUUUUUUUUUCUUAUUAUUUUGGUGUUCGGGGGGAGUGUAUGGAUUUCAGAGUGGAUGUCACUUCUCCAUUUUCAGAAGAAUGCAAUUACAUCUUUAGAGAAGACAA